Molecule: messenger RNA, 954 nt
Organism: Stegastes partitus (bicolor damselfish)
Lineage: Eukaryota; Metazoa; Chordata; Actinopteri; Pomacentridae
Gene: spdya
Product: speedy/RINGO cell cycle regulator family member A
Exons: 6
Coding region: 1-954 (317 amino acids)
Biological process (GO): positive regulation of cyclin-dependent protein serine/threonine kinase activity
Molecular function (GO): protein kinase binding
Source: RefSeq, a predicted model, not a curated record
AUGAUGAAGACUCCUCCCUCUGUAAGUCUCCGGGUCAAACGCAAAAAUGUACACCAAAUCAGAAGACAUCUCUGUGUGAACAGAGCCAACGGUCAAGACACCCAGGGUUCACUGUGGAAGAUCACACCAAGCCAGUGUGACGUGUAUCUUCCCAAAAAGACCAAGCAUCCAGCUACUGUCAUCCAGCGGCAGGAAAUGGCAUCGUACUUCAGACUUUUUGAUGAUGCCCUGAUUCAAGACUUUCUGAGGAUGGACUGUUGCUAUAUAAUGACGGACAAGUACCUCCUGGCCAUGACCUUUGUGUACUUCAAAAGGGCUCGCUUCACUAUUGCUGAGUACACCAGGAAGAAUUUUUUCAUUGCACUAUAUCUUGCCAACACCAUGGAGGAGGACGAGGAGGAGAGCAAGUAUGAAAUUUUUCCGUGGGCUCUGGGCAAGAACUGGAGGAAACAGUUUACCCGCUUCCUCAAAGAUCGAGACAAGCUGUGGGCGCGCAUCGAGUACAGAGCUGCUGUCAGCAAGCGCUGCUGUGAAGAGGUGAUGGCCAUUGUGUCCUCACACUUUGCGUGGCAGCGACAGCGGUCCCUUCACCACAGCGGUGCUCAGCGGCUGUACACAGAUCAAGACAACAUCCGUUUCCCUCGCGGGCCCUUAGCCUCCCCGCUCUCCUGUGCCCUCUGUACUCGUGGCAAGAAGUUACAUCGCAGUCCAGUUUCUUCUUCUACCUCCAGAGGAUCGUCUGUGCAGGCAUCACACAGCGCUUAUCCACAACCGUUCGUCUCUGCACUGAGUGUGGAGAUCACCCCACCCAAGGCUGCAGCCUCGCUCCGGAAGGCAGCGGAGAUUAAAAGCCAGCGACAUUAUUGCUGCUCUUGUUCUGAGGAGGUGCCUAGGGAUGAUGCUUCCUGCGAGUCCACAUAUGGCAUCUUCAUGGACUGGAUCAACGAGGAGUAG